GCAGAAUGGAAGCAUCCUGCUUGGAACUGGCCCUGGAAGGAGAGCGCUUGUGCAAGGCUGGGGACUUCAAAGCCGGGGCAGCCUUCUUCGAAGCAGCGGUGCAGGUGGGGACAGAGGACUUGAAGACUCUCAGUGCCAUCUACAGUCAGCUGGGCAAUGCCUAUUUCUACCUAAAGGAGUACUCCAAGGCCCUGGAGUACCAUAAACACGACCUUACUCUGGCCAGAACCAUCGGGGACCGCAUUGGAGAAGCCAAGGCAAGCGGCAACCUCGGGAACACACUGAAAAUACUUGGGCAGUUUGAUGAAGCUGUCGUUUGUUGCCAGAGACACUUGGACAUUUCUCAGGAGCAGGGAGACAAGGUAGGUGAAGCCAGAGCACUCUAUAAUAUAGGAAAUGUUUACCAUGCAAAGGGAAAGCACUUAUCUUGGAACACGGCCCAAGACCCAGGCUACUUGCCUCAAGAAGUCAAGGAGACGCUACAGAAAGCUUCGGAAUUCUAUGAGAGGAACCUGUCCCUGGUGAAGGAGCUGGGGGACAGAGCUGCGCAGGGCCGUGCUUAUGGCAACCUCGGCAACACCCAGUACUUACUCGGCAACUUCAGCGAAGCUAUAGCCUUCCACAAGGAGCGCCUUGCUAUUGCGAAGGAGUUUGGGGACAAGGCAGCCGAGCGGAGAGCGUACAGCAACCUGGGCAAUGCGCACAUCUUCCUUGGGAGGUUUGACAUCUCUGCCGAGUACUACAAGAAAACGCUCCAGCUCUCCAGACAACUCAAAGACCAAGCAGUAGAAGCCCAGGCUUGCUACAGUCUUGGAAACACGUACACGCUGCUUCAAGACUAUGAAAGAGCAAUCGAGUACCAUCUAAAACACCUGGUGAUAGCACAGGAGCUGGGAGACAGGGUGGGAGAAGGAAGAGCCUGCUGGAGUCUCGGAAAUGCCUAUGUCUCCCUGGGGAGCCAUGAACAAGCUUUGCACUUUGCAAGGAAACAUCUUGAGAUCUCCCAAGAGAUCGGGGACCGGAAUGGUGAGCUGACAGCGCAGGUGAACAUGGCCCAGCUCAAGGCGACCCUCGGCUUGGGCCCUGGGGAUGAGGACACGGGUACAGCUCAUCACUAUUCUGGCUAUGAAGCACAAGGAGCCAGGCCAAAGAGACUCCAAAGGAACAGCAUGGACAGCUUAGACCUCCUGAAGUUCACUUCUGAAAAGGACCAGAAUGGGGACAGCCAUCAUGUGGGAGACCUGAAGAUCUCUGGAAAAGAGUUCUUGUCAUUACCUGCGAGGUCAAAGAAAUACCGGGAGCACCAGUCCAGUUCAGACAGAAAGUCCCAGGGGUCGAGUACAUCGCCAUUGGAUACCAGCGAAGUCAGAGUCCAAGUGUCACAGUCGAACAAUGGUACCAACCUCCAUCAUGAACCGGUUUAUGGGAGCUUGGUAUUUAGCAGUGGUAUUUGUAACCUUCUCUUGAAGAGCGGGAGUCUAGACCUGAACGUUCCUGAGUUCGGGAUUGUCAUGAUGUGA
This is a messenger RNA of Leptosomus discolor (cuckoo roller), 1520 nucleotides long. Lineage: Eukaryota; Metazoa; Chordata; Aves; Leptosomiformes; Leptosomidae. The record is from RefSeq and is a predicted model, not a curated record.